Messenger RNA from Zymoseptoria tritici IPO323, 1557 nucleotides. RefSeq lists its product as uncharacterized. The coding region runs from base 1 to 1557 and encodes 518 amino acids. NCBI's taxonomy places the organism in Eukaryota, Fungi, Ascomycota, Dothideomycetes, Mycosphaerellales, Mycosphaerellaceae. The record is from RefSeq and is a predicted model, not a curated record. The transcript is spliced from 2 exons.
AUGGCCUCUUCCGACCUCAAAGUGCUCCUCACAGCUCUUCGAGAUCGUGAACUCCCUCCGAACAAGGAAGACAUCGCCCGGGCAUUUGAGGACAGAAACACUCAAGAGGAGGCUUCAUCUUGGGUACAGGAGUUUCUGCAACCUUCAACAUUGCUGACGAAGGAGGAACUGGACUUCUACGAGAAGCAUGGCAUUGAAACGACGGAUCUGGAUCCUCCUGCCGGAAGGCCUCUUUCGGACACAGAGCUCGAGGCCGCGAUUGACUCCCUUGAGGCAAGCACGGCAGCGAUAGAGAGACAAACCAAGAUUCUUGAGACGCAGAGACUUGCGCUCAAGAAACUGCAAUCUCAGAAUGCGAACCAGGAAACGAUCAGCUCGGCCCGAGAGAAACGCCAGACCAAGCUCGCACGCGACAGAGCGCAGAUCGACUUUGACAUCGACGAGCUUUCUGGUGCAGCGUCUGGACGGCUUCGCUCGACGCUGAAGCAGAGCGAGAAUGCCACAUCGUUGCUUCCGUCCCAAACGGAGCGGUUGCUGGAGAGGGACGACAGACUUCUCGCCGGACUGAGCAAAUUACUCCCUAGAAUCGCCGACUCGUCGUUGGAGAAGGACGAGUCCGCCGACGUCGAAAAACUCUGCUCCGCUCUGACUUCACUUUGCAUCCAAGAGAUCCAUGCACGAAUGGACCGCAUGUACCACGAAACUAUCGCUGAACAACCUCAUCGCCAGCAAGGCGCAAGCGAACAGGGUCUUUCGGACCAACAAAUCAAGCAGCGAGAGGCGGCACGCUCCGAGAUUCAAGAACUUGAGCGCGAGGUCGAAGGUCUCGUCGCGAUAGUAGUCGACCAGCAACACCGUCAGCCCUUGAAGAAAGGACUGCUCUCGGCCGGCGCCGACAUACAAGUCCAAAGAGCUCAGUGGUCCGAGUAUACGGUCACCGCGCUGCUUUAUCUGACUUCCCGACUAGACGCUAUAGUGGACCAUGUGCAGCAUCUUCACUCUCACAACAAUGCCCUUCACGCAGUCUCAGACGCGUUGGAAGAAACAGCAGCCAAACGCCCAGCCGGUACGAACAAAACGACAGAUUCUACCAACGGAGACAAGGCGAAUGGGAAGGGUCUCAUCCCACUUCGAUUAGUGCAGGCCAAUCGUUCCGAACCUCAAGAUCCAGCGAUCCAUCUGCUGCGCCAGCUAGACAUCCGUGUGCCGGAGAAUAGCACCAUGGCGAAGCUGAUGGAGACACUGGAGUCUGCGCUGCGCGAACGGAGGAAGCGUCUGGAUCAACUCGGCGAGAGCACCGAACAUGCUGUCACGGAGUCGAUCGCGCAAUCUCUUGCGAAGAGCGAUGUGGAUUUGCAGCACUUACUCGCAGCGGUGUAUGCGAACUCGAAGUAUGCCACGACACGGCUGGUGGACGAAGACGUGCAGACCGGCCUGGACGAGCUAGAGAGUCGCACGCAAGUGCUUGGAAGUCAAAUGCGGGAGCUGGACAUUGAUGCCAUUGCGAGAGCCGUGAACAAGAGGCAGGCAGAACUCGUGCAGACCCUGAAUGGUUGA